Leptinotarsa decemlineata (Colorado potato beetle) is the source of this 1590-nucleotide messenger RNA. RefSeq lists its product as uncharacterized. Gene Ontology annotation, cellular component: nucleus. Gene Ontology annotation, biological process: regulation of transcription by RNA polymerase II; embryo development. The record is from RefSeq and is a predicted model, not a curated record. Gene Ontology annotation, molecular function: DNA-binding transcription factor activity, RNA polymerase II-specific; RNA polymerase II transcription regulatory region sequence-specific DNA binding. Lineage: Eukaryota; Metazoa; Arthropoda; Insecta; Coleoptera; Chrysomelidae.
UGAACCAGCCACGUAAUAAUAAAUAUGGACUGGUAAUCGAAGAAAGUACAUUGACUACAACAACUAAAAUAAGACGAAGCGAUUCAUCUAACAAUACGUCACUCAUACACUUAACGUCAAAUACGUCACGAUGUUGCAUAUUUCCAUGUGGAAAUUUUGGGUUUUGAUUUGUUACGUAAUGCUGUGACGCAGUGGCCAAAACAUGUGUGAUCCGCAGGUGGAUUAUACGUAAAAGUGACACACUCAGUCCAUAUUAUCAUGUCUAUGGUGGGCGGUUUCGAACACUUCUCCUCUAUAAUUUAGUAGGCACAACUGAAAAUUCUUAACUAACCGCGCUGUACUAAUAUAUCAUAUCUAACAGUAGAUCUAUAUAAUUUUGACGUUCCACAUUUUCACAGCCUCUUCACUAAUACAAUUCGAAUCCUUUCUCAAUGGAUACCAAUUAUGACAAUAUCCUAGAUUGCUCUGAAGAACAAAAAGAGGUAAAUUGUGAUCAAAUCAAAAGUGAAGAAAGCGUUGAUAUUUAUUAUGAGGAUAUUAAAAAAGAAAUCAAAGAGGAAGAAGAAGGGGAAGGUACAACAGAUUUGUUGAAAAUGGAUGGUUCCAAGAUUGAACUUUAUCACCAUGAACAAAUCAAAAGUGAGGAGUUUGAUAUUUGUUAUGAAGAUAUGGAGGGGAAAACAGCAGGUGAAUUUGGAGAUGAUGUUAAUAUCGAUAGUGCAAUAUACUCAUUGGCCUAUAAAACUUUCAAGUCCGAACAAUCGGAAUCUAAUGAUGCAGAGAGCAGUCAUAUGACUGAGGAUGGCAACCCUUUGUCUGGCACUACAACAGAAUCUGAAUCAUUACUGAACAUUAACAUACAAGAUGAAAAAAUGUUCAAGAAAGAAAAAACGUUUCCAGCAUUUUCCAAAGGAGAGUUUCCAGUUGAGAAUUCCGGAAUUAAUGACAAUGAUAGUAGAAGAGAAAAUUUUUGCAAGAAAUCGUUUUCUCAAAUCGGCAAAACGAUAAUUCAGACUAAGGAAAAGCUUGUGAAUUGUACAUUUUGUGAAAAGUCUUUCAGGUUCCGUAGUUGCUUAAUAAGACAUCAAAGAACUCAUACUGGGGAAAAACCAUAUAGUUGUAAAUUAUGCAAAAAAUCUUUCUCCCAAAAUAGUACUUUGCUGAAACAUCAAAGAACUCAUACUGGGGAAAAACCAUAUAAUUGUGAAUUUUGCGCUAAGGCCUUUAUUCAUAGUCAUAUCUUGAAAAAUCAUCAAAGAACUCAUACUGGAGUUAAACCAUAUAAUUGUAAAUUUUGCAAAAAGUCUUUCAACCACAGUACUAGCUUAGAAAUUCAUCAAAGAACUCAUACUGGAGAAAAGCCAUUCAAUUGCAAAUUUUGCAUGAAGUCUUUCAAUUGUAGAAGUAGCAUGAUAAUUCAUCAGAGAACUCAUACUGGAGAAAAACCAUACAAUUGUAAAUUGUGCGAAAAAUCUUUUGCUCAAAAUAGUUCUCUCAAAAAUCAUCAACGAACUCAUGGUGAAGAAAAGCCAUAAGUUGUAAAUUUUGUUAGAAGCAAGUAUCCUGCAAGUGCACUUGAAAUAUCAUGGA